Molecule: messenger RNA, 1157 nt
Organism: Nomia melanderi (Alkali bee)
Lineage: Eukaryota; Metazoa; Arthropoda; Insecta; Hymenoptera; Halictidae
Gene: spz
Product: Spaetzle domain-containing protein
Biological process (GO): innate immune response; central nervous system formation
Cellular component (GO): extracellular region
Molecular function (GO): growth factor activity; Toll binding
Source: RefSeq, a predicted model, not a curated record
ACAAAAAAAAUAGCAAACGUAAUAACAGACUAACUGAUGCGUGAAAUUAGAUGUUUUCCAAUAAAAUAAAUAUUAAAAUAUCGAAAUUUCGAAAUUUCAAAAUAUUCGGUUAAAGAGCGCAAAGUGUUAGUACGAAACACAUAUAUCUGUCUAAUCUUCAUUUCUUCGUGGAUAUUGAUAUAAAGUUAUGAGAUUAGUCGUUGAAAUGUCGCGAAAGUGGCUCGACACAUUUGUUCCUCUAAAAUGAAGCGAGUAACAUCGCUCAAGAUGAGCUCAAAUCAAAAGUUGCACAUUUCGACGCGACUGAAUUUUUGACGGCGUGAAUAAUUUUCAAACCGAUAGUGAAAUUAAUCGAGAAAUUCCUAACGAAGAUGAAAUUUGCGUCGCCGACCAGUAUCCAGCAGGUGAAAAAUUCGAUGGCGUUAAUGAUAGGAACGUUAUUUCUGCUGAUAUUUGAAUCGUAUGGGUAUUCUCAGGAAUCGACAAUUCAAUUGAAGUUCAAUGAAGAAUUACUCAGAGCAGUCCCAACUUGCGGGAAAGGAACUUUCUGCGAAACUAUUCCGCAUUAUCCGCAAGACUUGGUUGCGGCCGCGUUGGCAAAAAAUCCUCACCUUAAAUUGUACGGGUACAGCGAUGAGAUGGAUACCCCUCCGCGAGUGGAAGGGCCCGAAGAAGAGCCGCUCUGUGUGUCUGUGGAACAAGUUGUAUUUCCCAAAUCCGGUGUCACUAAAAAUAACCAAUGGAAGUACAUCGUGAAUCACGAAGAGUUGAAACAAAGCGUACGCAUCGAGACAUGCUUAGAAGAAGACAAACCGUGCAGAGUAAUCGAGGGAUUCGCCGAGGGUUACGUGACAAAGUGCAAGCAGAAGUACAUCUAUCGUCAACUUUUGUCGUUGGGAUCGGAUGGCUUGAUGAGCCAGGAUUCGUUCCGAUUUCCGGCGAACUGCUGCUGUCACAUUGAAUUUCUGGGUGACAAAUUCUUGAAAAAGUAGGACUAUGAUGGUUCAUUCGAACAUCUACACGUAUUAUUUGAAUAUUAAGAUUAAUACUGAUGUAUGAUGUAUACGAAAUGGAAAUAAACGUAUAUAUUUCGAGUAAUACACAGAUUUAAGUCGUAGAGAAGUGAUCGCAAGUAAAUUUUUCCUUUUGGUACUAGA